Molecule: messenger RNA, 2169 nt
Organism: Wasmannia auropunctata (little fire ant)
Lineage: Eukaryota; Metazoa; Arthropoda; Insecta; Hymenoptera; Formicidae
Gene: Pen
Product: importin subunit alpha
Exons: 8
Coding region: 132-1703 (523 amino acids)
Biological process (GO): NLS-bearing protein import into nucleus
Cellular component (GO): nucleus; cytoplasm
Molecular function (GO): protein binding; nuclear import signal receptor activity
Source: RefSeq, a predicted model, not a curated record
GAAGUGUAGCAACAGAUUACUUUGAAUUCUUCCAUAAAGAAAGACGAGUAACAAGAACAAGGGCAUAUGUGAGAAAAUCUGUAAUUUGAUCAGUUCGAAAUCAGCUAAAAUAUCAAUACAACAUCGAGACAAUGCCUUCUCGAGAGGACCACAGUCAUGGACGCAUAGCAAAUUUUAAAUUUAAUAAUAAACACGAAGAAGCAAGAAUAAGAAGGAAUACAUUAUCAGUGGAGCUACGUAAAGCCAAAAAGGAUGAUCAAUUGUCAAAACGACGUAAUCUUGACACAAAGCAAGAACUGCCAGAUUUAUCAAAUGAAGCUGAGCAUUCACCCACCACUGCUCUUUCGAUAGAUGAAAUUGUAAAUUACAUAAAUUCAUCAGACGAAACAUUACAAUUGCUAGCAAUUCAGACUUGCAGAAAAUUAUUAAGUCGAGAAAAAAAUCCUCCUAUAAAUGAUAUGAUAGAAGGUGGUGUAGUACCACGCUGUAUUAAGCUCUUAGAUAGUGAUCACAACAUUCCCUUGCAAUUUGAAGUUGCAUGGGUAUUAACUAAUAUAGCUUCGGGUACAUCUGAACAAACGCAAAAUGUUGUAAACUAUGGAGCGGUACCAAAAUUGGUGAAGCUACUUAAAUCUGCAUCGCCUAUUGUUGCGGAACAAGCAGUAUGGGCAUUAGGAAAUAUAGCCGGAGAUGGACCGUAUGCACGUGAUCUUGUUCUCGAGCAUGAUGCUCUACCUCUUUUGCUUAAUUUAAUUAAACCUGAAACUUCAAUGACAUUUAUGCGCAACAUCGUAUGGACUUUAUCUAAUUUAUGUCGAAAUAAGAAUCCACCUCCAUCCUUUGAAUUGAUUAGACCUGUUCUACCAGUAUUCAAUCGCCUUCUUAAUUGUACAGAUCAAGAUGUACUUGCUGAUACUUGCUGGGCACUUUCUUAUCUUACUGAUGGAUCUAAUGAUAAAAUACAAGCGGUAUUAGAAACUGGCAUUAUACCAAAACUUGUAGAGUUGCUGACAUCGCAAAAAGGAACUAUCCUUACUCCAGCAUUGCGCACAGUUGGAAACAUAGUAACAGGUGACGAUGCUCAGACGGAUGCUGUAAUUUUGGCAGGAGGAUUGUCGUAUCUUGGUGCCUUGUUGCGGCAUCAUCGUGCCAAUAUUGUAAAAGAAGCUGCUUGGGCAAUCAGUAAUAUUAUGGCUGGUAACACAGAUCAAAUCGAAAGUGUGAUAAAUGCUGGUCUAUUAUCACCAUUGAUAGAAGUACUUCAGGUUGGAGAUUAUAAGGCACAAAAAGAGGUUGCAUGGGCUAUAUCUAACCUGACAACAGGAGGAACAAUUCAACAUUUAACUCAAUUAGUGGGAGCGGGUGUAUUGCCACCUUUUUGUAAUUUAUUGGAAGCAAAGGAUUGGAAUAUUAUUAUUGUUGUCUUAGAUGGUUUAACUAAUAUCUUGCAUGCUGCAGAGAAAAUAGGACAAGUAGAAAGACUUGCUAUCAUGAUCGAAGAAGCUGGAGGAUUAGAUAAAAUAGAAGCUCUUCAACAUCAUCAGAAUGAGCAGGUUUAUCAAAAAUCUAUGGCUAUAAUUGAUGCGUUUUUUUCUCAAAGGGAUACCGAAGAAACUCUUACUUCUGAAGUUAAAGAAAAUUCUGAUGGACAGAUUGAAUUUAAUAUGAUGGAAGACUCACCGAUAAAUAAAUUUAAUUUCUGAAUGAACACAUCUUUAAAUUCGGUUUGAAUAUAUAAAUCAUAGAAUUUAUCAAUAUGAGGCUCAUUUAUUAUAACAUGAUAGCUAUUUACAAUAAAAAUUAGAAUGUUUGAAUCAAUUAAUUAGGUUUCAGCAAUAUUUACAUGACAAAAAAUAAUUAAAAAAAUCUUAAUUAAAGUAAUACGAAUCUUAUUCAAUUUUGAACAAUGAUCUCAUUUUAUACAUAUAUACUGAGGAAUAAAGUAUUGAAUAAAAUAAUUUCAUUUUCGAUAAUUGAGUUUUUUUUUAGAUAUAAUGUGUUCUAGGCAUAUAUAAGAUAUUGCUAUAUUAAUUUCAAGAAACUUGCAAUUUCUAGAUGCAUUUAAUGUAAUUUUUAGGAUAAUAGGAACAUUUUGUAAUAGAAAGUAUCUCAAGUAUGACUGGUACUAUUUUUGUUGAAAAAAGAUAAUAUAUGUGCGAUUUAAUCAUG